Molecule: messenger RNA, 1378 nt
Organism: Arabidopsis thaliana (thale cress)
Lineage: Eukaryota; Viridiplantae; Streptophyta; Magnoliopsida; Brassicales; Brassicaceae
Gene: AUF2
Product: F-box family protein
Exons: 1
Coding region: 236-1180 (314 amino acids)
Biological process (GO): protein ubiquitination
Cellular component (GO): nucleus
Source: RefSeq, marked reviewed
CCAAUUACAAUAGUAUUAAAAGACGGCAAUGGUCCUACAUGCCGGAAAAUGAAUUUACUUUUGUUAUUGGUUUUUGGCUUAUUCUUCCUUUUCCAAAAACGCCUCUAUUUAAACUCCUUUGUUACACUCUCCAAACUCCAAGCAUAAUACAAUCAUAGCAAGAAAGUGAAACAGAAGAAAACACAGAGAAACAAAGAGACUCUCUCUUUUUUUUGUUUGCAAAAGGUUUUGUAAGAUGGACGUUUUUGAUGGACUUCCUGACCCGAUCAUCGUCGACAUCUUGAACAAAGUCGGUGACGUCAAAACCUUACUUCGAUGCAGCUCUCUUUCAAAAAGAUUUAACUCGCUUGUCCCUCAGUCUGAGUCACUCACCCUCCGACUCGACCACUCAGUAUCCGAUUCACCCGUCGUCACAAGCAUUUUCCGAUCUUUAUUCAACGGUCUAGUUUCUCUUUUAUCCAAACCGGCUAAACCAAUCACAAUAACCACCCUCUCUCCGAGUCUCCCCUUCAAGAUUCUCUCCCGGUUCGACCGGAUUCGAAAUCUGGACGUAGAGCUUCCCGGCGGCGAUGUAAAGCUCGAGAAAGGUGCAGCCGUUAAGUGGAAAGCUGAGUUUGGGAAAACACUCAAAAGCUGCGUCAUCGUCGCGUUCCGUUCCGCCGGUACCGUGUCUUCUCCCGUCGCCGUAGAAGGUGAGUCAGACGCCGAGUUCGUGACUGGACUGAAGACGCGCGUGGUGUGGACUAUAAGCGCGUUGAUGGCUGCUUCGUCUCGUCAUUACUUGAUGAGAGAAGUCGUGAAGGAGCAUGAGGAGAUAGAAAGUUUAGUUAUGCGUGACAAAGAAAGAGAAGGGACGGUGGUGAUGAACGAGGAAGGGCUUAAAGAGUUAAGAAAUACGGAGGCGCGUGUGGAAGACGAGGAGCGCGUGGUAAAAAAUAAGAGGAGUGUUGUCCCGAGCGUGAGGAUGAGUAUGAGACACGCGCCGUCUCUUAAACUUAAGAGUGGUAUCUGUUUAGAAUCUGCUACGCUUGUGAUUGUUCGACCGAGCGGAGCGGAUUUUGAAGUUGGAGAUGAUGCUGAGUUGGCGACGGAGGCUUUCGUCGGAGAUUGUAUGUACGGUGAAGCGGUCGUCGCUUUGUUAAAGUGCAAGAAGAACGCUUUAGAGAUGAAUUCGUUUUAAGUUUUUGUUGGGUCUCGUAAUGGGCCUUGUGGGCUUUUUUGUAUUUUUUCAUUUGUAAAAAUGAUCUUUUUUUUUAACGUGUGUAUUUUUAUACUAUUACACUGUACAAAGUUGGCUAUUCACUACAAAUUUGGUAAAUCUAUGGGAGCAUAUGGAUUUGGAUCCUUGUGACAAAAAAAACAAACAAUAAUAUGGCAU